Molecule: messenger RNA, 1554 nt
Organism: Mycena indigotica
Lineage: Eukaryota; Fungi; Basidiomycota; Agaricomycetes; Agaricales; Mycenaceae
Product: Gaba permease
Exons: 17
Coding region: 1-1554 (517 amino acids)
Biological process (GO): amino acid transport; transmembrane transport
Cellular component (GO): membrane
Molecular function (GO): transmembrane transporter activity
Source: RefSeq, a predicted model, not a curated record
AUGUCUCGACGAGAAACUAUCCGUAUCGCGGACGAAGAACUGCUUGCAUCGUUGGGGUACAAGCAGGAAUUCAAACGCGCCUUCACACCCUUAGAGGUGUUUGGUAUCGCAUUUUCGAUUAUUGGUUUGCUGCCGUCUAUCGCGUCCGUUCUGUUCUACUCGCUUCCCGGGGGUGGCGCUUCUAUGGUCUGGGGAUGGGCUGUUGCAAGCAUAUUCAUCCUGUUUGUGGGGAUGGCUAUGGCAGAACUCGCGUCUGCCGCGCCAACCUCUGGUGGGCUAUACUUCUGGACCUACUCUUUGUCGUCUCCUCGAUGGCGGAAUCUGCUCUGCUGGAUUGUGGGGUAUGCCAAUACCGUUGGUUCCAUUACCUCUGUCGCGUCGAUUGAUUGGGCUGCCGCCGUCCAAGUUAUGGCUGCAGCGUCCAUCGGUUCAGAUGGGAACUUCUCAGCCACUUCCGCUCAAACAUAUGGGGUCUAUGUCGCUAUCGUUGCAUCACACGCAAUGGUCUGUUGUCUUGGAACAACGGUUCUCGCGCGGUUACAGACUGUCUAUGUCAUACUCAACGUCGUUCUAUGCAUCGUCGUCAUUGUUGCGCUUCCUGCGGCCACACCUGCCGAGUUCAAAAAUACGGCUUCUUUUGCAUUGGGUGGUUUGAGCAAUUUGAACGGCUGGCCGCAGAGUUAUACGUUCAUCCUCAGUUUUCUCGCUCCUCUUUGGACAAUCUGUUCGUUUGAUUCCUCGGUUCAUAUCAGCGAGGAGGCAUCUAAUGCAGCAACCGCUGUACCAUGGGCAAUUGUCUGGGCUAUCGGAAUCGCGGGUCUUUUAGGAUGGGCGAUCAAUAUUUCCCUUGCUUUUUGCAUGGGUACAGACCUGGCGGCACUUUAUGACAGCCCCCAGCCAAUGGCCACCAUCUUUUUCAAUAGUUUUGGGAAGCGAGCAACUUUGGCACUGUGGGCUGUCGUGGUAAUCGUGCAAUACAUGAUGGGCUCUUCAAUGUUACUUGCGGCGAGCCGACAAACAUAUGCAUUCAGCAGAGAUGGUGCUCUUCCCUUCUCUGGUUGGCUAUAUCGUAUGAACGAAUUCACCGGCACCCCUGUCAACACCGUCCUCUUCGAUGCAUUCUUCUCCAUCCUCGUGGGCAUCCUCGUAUUCGCUGGCCCCCAAGCGAUCAAUGCAGUGUUCGCCAUAUCUGUCAUCGCAUUGUAUGUCGCCUAUGCCAUACCCAUUGUCGCACGUUUUGCAGGGCGAAAGCACAACCAGUUCAAACCUGGGCCCUUUUCGCUGGGCAUCUUUAGUCUACCUGUUGCAGCUAUUGCUGUUCUGUUCAUGCUCUUCUUGGGGAUAGUCUUUCUAUUUCCUACAACACCGCAGACGGACGUGCAGGACAUGAACUACAGCAUUGUCGUGCUUGGUGGGGUGAUGAUCCUAUCAUUGUUGUGGUACUAUGCGCCAGUUGUGGGUGGUGUCCACUGGUUCAAGGGACCGGUCGCAACUAUCGAGGCGGCCAUGAAGGAGCGUGAUCAGGACUCGGAGAGAACUGGAAUAAAAGUUUGA